Molecule: messenger RNA, 1579 nt
Organism: Drosophila subpulchrella
Lineage: Eukaryota; Metazoa; Arthropoda; Insecta; Diptera; Drosophilidae
Product: glutathione S-transferase D2
Exons: 2
Coding region: 208-1500 (430 amino acids)
Biological process (GO): glutathione metabolic process
Molecular function (GO): glutathione transferase activity
Source: RefSeq, a predicted model, not a curated record
UUACUUGAAUAAAAUCCGCAAAACUGUCUUAAAAGCUAAAAUCAGAACGACCUGAUAAUAUGCACCCGAAAUAUGAAAAAAGAUAAACAAACACAAACAUCGAUGGUUGUUUGUUUGCUUAUUUUGCUAUAUAAGACCUGCCGUUUGCGGUUGUAGUCAGUUCUCGUUCUCCACUCCAGAGCUUAACAAUACAUCAGCAUUUCCAGCAUGGAUUUCUACUAUAUGCCAGGUAGCGCUGGGUGCCGUACGGUCAUCAUGGUGGCCAAGGCCUUGGGUCUGGAGCUCAACAAGAAGCUGGUGAACACCAUGGAGGGCGAUCAGAUGAAGCCGGAGUUCCUCAAGCUCAAUCCCCAGCACACCAUUCCCACAUUGGUGGAUAAUGGAUUCUCCAUUUGGGAGUCCCGUGCCAUCGCCGUGUAUCUGGUGGAGAAGUACGGCAAGGACGACUCCCUCUUCCCCAAGGAUCCCAAGAAGCAGGCCGUGGUCAACCAGCGCCUGUACUUCGACAUGGGAACCCUGACCGACGCCUUCACCAAGUACUACUAUCCCCUCUUCCGCACUGGAAAGUUGGGAUCUGAGGAGGACUUGAAGAGGAUCGAAACCGCCUUCGGAUUCCUCGAUACCUUCCUGGAGGGCCAGGAGUACGUCGCUGGCGACUCGCUCACCGUGGCCGACAUUGCUAUUCUGGCCAACGUCUCCACCUUUGAGGUUAUCGAGUUCGACUUCAGCAAGUACUCCAAUGUGGUCAGGUGGUACGCCAAUGCCAAGAAGGUUACUCCCGGAUGGGACGAGAACUGGGAGGGUCUGCUGCUCAUGAAGGCUUUCUUCGACACUACGAAAGCAUUCUUCAACAUGGACUUCUACUACAUGCCAGGCAGCAGCGGAUGCCGUACGAUCAUCAUGGUGGCCAAGGCCCUUGGACUCGAACUGAACAAGAAGCUCCUGAAUACCAUGGAAGGUGAGCAGUUGAAGCCGGAGUUCGUGAAGCUGAAUCCCCAGCACACGAUCCCCACCCUGGUGGACAACGGGUUCUCCAUUUGGGAGUCCCGUGCCAUCGCCGUCUAUCUGGUGGAGAAGUACGGCAAGGACGACUCCCUCUUCCCCAAGGAUCCCAAGACACGGGCUGUGGUCAACCAGCGCCUGUACUUCGACAUGGGAACUCUGUACGAUAGCUUCGCCAAGUACUACUACCCCCUAUUCCACACUGGAAAGCCCGGAACUGAGGAAGAUCUGAAGAAAAUCGAAACCUCCUUCGGGUUCCUCGACACUUUCCUGGAGGGCAGGGAGUAUGUGGCCGGCGACCAGCUCACCGUGGCCGACAUCGCCAUCCUGGCCACAGUCUCCACCUUCGACAUUGUUAAGUUCGACUUCAGCAAGUACGCCAAUGUCACCAGGUGGUAUGCCAAUGCUAAGGAGGUGACUCCCGGAUGGAACGAGAACUGGGAGGGUCUGCUGGCGAUGAAGGCACUCCUUGAGGACCGUGAGGCGGCUGGAAAGUAAUUGACUCUCAGAUAAUUUAUUGUAUUUAUGUUACUUUUAAAUCAAAUAAAGGAAAAUUAAGUGGUUGUUAAAUUUUCAA